AUGCCUCACGCUCGAAAUAGGAACCCUAGUCCCAUCCCAGAAGUUACAUGGGACACUGGGCUUAAGGAAAUGAACGAAACGUGGAAGGGGGCUAUCGCCUGCCUCGGCGUGGCAGUCUUCUUCGUUAUGACUAUCGGGAUUAUUUAUUGGCAAGUUGUGGAUCAGCCUAAUAAGAACUGGAUCUUAAGAGGGACUUUCAGCGGACUGAUUUGGGAGAGGAGCACCCACUCUCUCGUUAUACAGACACUGACCGAGAACAAGACCUUUGUGGAGAUUGGCGUGAAGAACAUCGGGAACCCCGAAGCUGACGUUCCAUUUGUCCGAAACCUGUGCUGGCUAAACAAAACAGAAUUCUGUUACACCUGGGAUUCAGUUGCAGACAUCAAGAUAUCUUUGGAAUCAGAUGACGCGUCGCAGACCGAGUGCUACAACAUUACCUGGACGCCGCGGAGUUGUCAUAUGGAUUUAGAGGACUGUUUCUCUAUGGUUAAUGUCUCCUGGUACGGUGGAGCAAGUGUCCAGGCGCAGAACUGGCCAAUAAACAACGCCUCUGUGUCAAUGCGACCUUUUGUGGUGAGCGACCUUCAAGAUGACCCCUCAGGGUAUGGAUCGGUCUUGGAACGCUACUUCCUGGGGUCGACAGGCGUGGCCGUGCUGGUGGACCCCGAGGUGGCCCUACACGUGAGCUUUGAGCGCAUGCAGCAGUUCUGUCUGCGCACGCCCCGCAGCAUGGAGCGGCUUCCCCUCAAGUACACCGUGUGCGUGGGCCCAAACCUCAAGGCCGUGCACCAGAAGAUGUGGCGUCCCCACCCCUCACACAAACCAGCGCUGCCCAACAUGGACACCCUAUGGCUGCCGUUCUGGAAGUUGCUUGUGAACGUGGACUCUGGCGUGAAGCUGGAGAGGGAGCUACGGACCUUCUCCAACCGGCUGAAAAGACACCGCCUGGGAGAGGGAGUCAUCAGCCUCACGGAACAUUCCACGUCUCUCCUCUCCGACAUGGUGGACCAUGAGUACCUGUACGGUAAGAAGAAAGUCUCUGAGGGACCGACCAGGGAUCUGACGCUAAUGAGGCUCCUGAACAUCUCCGUCACCCUGUCUCCGUUCCUGGGGGUAGACAGCCAGCAGUUCCAGGCCUCCCUGGAGGACGGCACAGAGGCGUACUGGCUCAGUUUGCCUGCAACCCCGCAGGGUCACCUGGCGCCCCUGCUGACGCAGUGGAAGGAGAAGUUCUGUGUGAAGUUGAACGUCAGCAACCCGGCAGCGGUCUCCUGGUUCACUGAGUGGGUGACCAGCCUGCGCUCCCAGCUGAGCGUGGAGUACCUGGUCCUGGAGGGAGGGGAGAGGAACCCGUUUGAGGAGCACGGCCUACGCCCGCCAGAAGCCCUGGCCAGGGACAAGUACAUCCAGCUCCUGGCGGAAAUGGCGACCAGGAUCGGCAACUCGGCCAUUGUGACCGCCGGAACACGGUCGAGCCACAUGGCCCUGUUCGUCAGCAUGGUCCCGCUCAGCAGUGACUGGAGCCACACAGGGCUGAAGAGCCUUAUUCCAUCGGUCCUGCACUACAGCCUGCUGGGCUACAGCUUCUUCAUUCCUGAUGCAGUAGGUGGCUCGACCUCGAAGGAGCUCAUCACUGAUGAGGAGCUCUUCAUCCGCUGGCUGCAGAUUGUCUCCUUUCUCCCUGUCAUCUCCUUCCAGACUCCCCCCUGGGUGUACGAUGAGGACAGGGUCUUGAACCUUACCAGAAUCUAUAUAGCCAAGCACCAGGACUUUGUAGUUCCCCUCAUUCUGAAGUACGCAGAGGAAUGGAAAACCAGCAGGAAUCCAGUAUACCGCCCCCUCUGGUGGGUCAGUCCCGAUGACCUCAACACAUUCACCAUCGAUGAUGAGUUUCUGAUAGGAGACGAGGUCCUUGUAGCACCAGUUACAGAGAGGGGUGCCACCCAGAGAGACAUUUAUUUACCAGGAAGCAGUUUUCAGUGGCAGGACGUGAGUAACACCCAGGUCUUUGAUGGAGGGACGUGCCUGAAGGAUUACCCAGUUGGUCUUGAAGAAGUGGCAGUUUUCAUACGAAGGAAUUCUUGAAGCAACCGGAACAGUUUUGUUAGUGUUGUUCUUCCACACGUGCUGCUCUGAUUGUACUUUCCUCAAGGACUAUCAACAGAACUUGAUAUCAAUUUUGAAAAUUUAGAAGAUUUUUAUACUUGCACUUUAGAAUUCUAUAUUCUAUAUUCAAGGAAUUUUGCCAUUUUUUUAUGGAAGAAAACUGAGCAAUUUCAUCACUCUGUGGUUUUAUGGACUUUUUCUUACUUUUUGCUGCUUUUUUGCAUUUACAGGUACAAAAAUGUGUUUACAUUUGAUUGAUUUUUACAGUCCUUAAAUGUUGACCACUACAAAUGCCCAUCUAAUGGAGUAACAAAGUAUACCAUUCAUUUGCUUAAAAAGUUGAUGAAUUUUAAUAAUUAAUAAGACCAAAUUGGAGAGGAAAACUUCUCUGCUGAAGAAGAGCCAGGAAAACCACAUGUGCAUAUGUGGACUCAAACUCUCUUCUCCAUUCUACAUUUGAAAAAUUUACCUCAACUUAAAUAUGUGUUUAGUGUUCUUUAUCUUUUAUUAACGCACACUCUCAAUUAACACUUCAAAAUUCUUACUCCAAAUGUCUUGAAAGCACUUAAAAAUGAAAACAUGAAGUGUAUCCCACGUGUGUGGUACUGCAAAUGAUGAUGACUGGCUUUAGGACGGGACUGGUUAGAACAAUAUGAGAUAAACUCCAGUGGGCUUUGAGCCUUUUUUGUGUCCAAUCACAUCCUCUAGAAUUGCUUUACACAUCCUUUUUUUUACUUCCCAGUGUCUUUCUUUCUGUCUUCUGGAGGAAACGCACAAGACUGACUCCUGUCGGAGCUGACGCACUGUCUCUGGUGAUUUACCAGGAUGCAAGAUACUCAAGAUACUCAAGUUAAAAAUAUAUUCUGCUGCUCCGCUCCAUUGCAAAGCUGCUUGUGUGUAUGUGCACCAUUGUUUUACUAGAAAACGUAUGAGUUUGUAAAGAAAGUCGUGCAGGAAACAGCACAGGAUCUCUGUAUUAACCAGAUGGUCAACUCCUGCAUUCCGUCAGACCUGCCUACUCCAGGAGGUUGGUACUUGGUAACAAGAGUUUCUGGUGCUACAUUACAGUUUAUCAGAUACUAAUGAAGGGGUGUGCCCAAGCACUGUACAAUCAUUUCUGCCUGUGUUUUGUGGUCACAUCCUCUUCAUUAGUAUUCACAAGAUGUGUCAAAUUCUUAUGUUGAAAUUUUUACAGCAGACAGAAGGACCUUUUAGUGUUAAGAAUAUAGAGUCGACCGCCUAGUUAGUCUAUAAUCUAGCUAGUUCACAGACUACAAGUGACUACGGCUCAAGGCUGGCAGUUGACUGAGACAUUGAGGGACACCAUGCAGCUGAACUGUAAGCACCUGUGAGAACUGUACCAUACAAAGCAUCCAUGACUCGCAUAGCCAACUUUGUCACAUGAAAGAGGUUACAAGGUCACAUGUCAUGAGGAGGAUGCAUUGCCCAUCAACAGCAUGAUUCAGCUGCUUAGAAACCUUUAGUGUACAACCAUAAAAAUUUCAAUGACAAAAAAAAGAACCGCAAAUGCACUGUGUGCAUUUACAGAGGAAGGCCCAGAGACACUGAAUGGACAGUAUUUGAUUGUAUGUUUUGCUUUUAACUUUAUUCAUAGCAAUAAGUCAUAGCAGUUUUUUAUGUUAUAUUGAUUUUUUUUGUAUUUAUAUGCAUACCGUGGCUCUUUGAUAUAUUAUUCAUGGCAAUUCUGCAGUAGAAAGUCUGGGUAUGCAGUUUCAAUACAUCUUUUCAUUGAUGGUUUCUUGCGAUAUGAGGUGCAUCUUAUCAAUAAGCUGGAAACCCCUGAAACAAAUGAAAAGAUUAAAUCUUCUGUAUUGCGUUUCACGUUUUUUAAGAAUUAAACCAAAACAGAUUUGUUGCCCAGAUGUGUUAUUGGGCCAGAUGUUUGAGAAUGCAUCAUUUGUGCUGUGCUCUCCUCACAGUGAGGUCAGUAUGCUUCUGCCUCACACUGAAAGCUCCAGACCAUUUCAGGGUUCCCACUAGAGAAGGUGCACUCUCAGCCUCUGUAGACCUUUGAGUGAUGCACUGAGGCGAGGGACUGCCACUGCUUUCGGUCUGGAUAUACACAGCAGCGAAUUCAGCCUCUGGGUUGGGUGCUGGGUAAUGCCCACUGAAUGUCCAUGAUUGCAUACAAAACAGACAGCAAUAAUGAAAGCAGAGCAAGUCCUUUCCUUUCCUGCAGUGAGUCACACGUGAUGCAGUCCUGACCACAAAAAAGGAGGAAAUCUUUGCUUAUUUUGUGGUUGUAAUACAACAUUUUGAAAUAUGUAUAGGGCAAGGUAAAUUUUCCCAGAUUUCUGCAUACGUGUUUAUUACAUAGCUUUAAGUUGACCCUGAAGUCAAAAGUGUUACUGUGUAACUAUUAAACGUGUUUGUGAUGCUGCAAAAUAAUAAUACCACAAAUGAAAUCAUAUGCAAUCACACAACAUUCAGCCUGUUUAAACAGAAAGUCAGUUUUCCACUCUACUGUGGCAUGUCACUGAUUUCCUCUGUAAUGUAUGCUCUGUGUUUUGUUUAUUAUCUAAAAGUUAUUUUUCCAUAAGUAAAGCUGUCACACAUUUUAGAAAUAGUCAGAUGGAUUAAUCUGGCCUGAUUCAAAUGGCCCUCUGUGACCUGAACUGGAUAAUUAAAACACAUUGUAUGUUUACUGUACUUACAGAUGACUCAGGUUCUGCAGCUCUUUUGUUAAAAAAAAGAAGAAGAAGAAAUUAAGGAAAAAAACACAAAAAAAUCAACACUCAUGUCUUAUGUUUGAAUUCACUGGGUUGAACUUCAAUGUCUUAAUAUAGUUCUGGUAAACAUAGUUUUGAAAAUAAAAUUAUGUUUUCCAUAAUACUUUCUUCCAAAACAAACUGUAUAAUUGCAUUUUUAGUGAGCAUACUAUUUCCUGCUUGUGGUUACAUUUUGGAUAUCCCUUCUGAAAAUUUUGCGAGCAUUAUCUGAGAGGCAUGAAUGCUGAAGUGCACAAAUUAAAAACAGCAGUGGCGGCUCCCAUGAUCCUUUGCCUGUGUUAUUAAAUGUUCAUUUUUUCUGUAAAUCAACAGUCAU
Messenger RNA from Anguilla anguilla (European eel), 5172 nucleotides. RefSeq names its product SITS-binding protein. The coding region runs from base 1 to 2085 and encodes 694 amino acids. The record is from RefSeq and is a predicted model, not a curated record. The transcript is spliced from 10 exons. Lineage: Eukaryota; Metazoa; Chordata; Actinopteri; Anguilliformes; Anguillidae.